Bipolaris sorokiniana ND90Pr is the source of this 2356-nucleotide messenger RNA. RefSeq lists its product as uncharacterized. The coding region runs from base 205 to 1998 and encodes 597 amino acids. The record is from RefSeq and is a predicted model, not a curated record. The transcript has 2 exons. Lineage: Eukaryota; Fungi; Ascomycota; Dothideomycetes; Pleosporales; Pleosporaceae.
AUUCAUCUUGCGCUGCAUUUCCAUCAAGAGCACUGCCUCACCCCGAGUCAACCGUGUCUCGCCCUUGCCUUUCCUUUCUCUCUACCUUUGCAUUGUUUGGUCUUAGACACUCGGAGCUGGUCUCUACUAUUAAUCCCUAUUCCAUAAUCUCCUCCUACCUACUCUCUCCGUCUCCACAGCUCUGGUAGCUCUCAUCCAUCCAACAUGUACAGCCGUCAAACAACCCCCCCGAAUGCUUCAUUCAACUACAUCCCCGGCAGUGUCGGCUCAGACAUCACAUACUACUCGCAAGCCUCAUCACCAGAACCCCAACUGGCUGUCCCUACUCCCCCAAGGUCACCAGUAAGGCAGUAUGGUCCUGUUCUUCUCCCCAAGGUCCGCAUCCAGGACCAGGUAUCCGAGCCUACCACUGGUCCCGUCAGACAUCGCAGGACGACGUCUAACUCCAGUGCCGGCUAUGCCUACAGCCCCUACUCACGUUCAUCCUCCAUGGCCCGCCGUGGAUCAAGCCCUUUGAACCACAACAUCCACAACAUGCACAGCACACUCACAUCCCCCGUGUCAACCGCCUCAUCAUACGACUUCAACCUCUCCACUAUCAACUCUCCCAUCACCUACCCACAGCAGCCUGAGCUUCCUCGGCGGUCAUCGUACAUGAGCUCGAACUCUCGCUCUGCCUCUGCCAACCGCGCCCGUCACGACCGCUCUGCCUCUGCUGGAAGUGUCGACGAGCAAGUCAUUAGCCGCUAUGGCUUCCCAACUUACCGCAACAUGCCUAGCUAUGUCACUGCCUCGACUGCACCCCAGUCCAACUUGGGUGUUGCCACAGCUUUCCCCUCGGCAUACUCCUCCGCCCAGGACAUGUCCAACUUCACUGCGUCUUGCAUUCAGGAGUUUUCCGUCCCAGAGUUCGAUACCGCACCAGCUGUUCAAUACCCAGCUUUUGGUGACUUUGCCUUUGAUGGCUUCCAGCAAAUCCAAGCCACAUCCUCUUUGGUAGAGUACCUCUCUUCUCCCAACCCAUCUCCAUCUCUGGUCCGCCGCGUCACUAGCGCACCCCGGGGCAUCAACAACCACUUUUGGUGGGACAUCCGCAACCUUCGCAGCUGGGAAGACUUCAACAUCACCACCAUCAAGUCCAUCCCUUCGGUGCUUCCCCUCCUUGAGGUCCCCGUCCCAGCCACCUACCUUCCCCAGCCCUGCCGCCAGAACCUGCAGCCCGAGAAUGAGUCGGCUCUCCAAGACAUCUGCACCAACUACUACGCCAACAAGGUCAAUGCAGCUCUCAAGGUCGCUCAAGGAAACAGCCACAUGGUGAUGCGCGCUAUCAAGCCAGUCGCCGGCCAACGUCAACAACCAGAGUUCGUCUCCAACUACCUCUCCGACUAUGAGAAGACGCUCUUUGGUGACAGCCGCGGCCGCGUUGUUGGUCUCGUCAAGUGCUACGACCAAUGGAACACUGGCAUGCGCAGCGAGUCACCCCCCAAGCAAGUCCUCUACCUCCAAGGCCUCGCCCAUCUCCAGCGCGUGAUGCGCGAGCACGGCUGCCGCUACGGCUUCAUCAUGACUGAAAUCGAGCUCCUCUGCGUCCGCUGCGGUGGUCCCUCUGACAUGUCCACUCCCGACCCCACCACCGUCAAUGCCCAAACCGGCGUGCCCAUCUUCGGCUACCUCGAGACCUCAGCCCCCAUCAGCCUGUCCACCAACGGCUUGCACCCAGAAACCGGUGACAUGCAGCUUACCGCUGCGCUCGCCCUCUGGUACCUCCAUAUGCUCGCCAAGGAGAACCCCUUUGAGGGCAUGGGAACCUGGCGCAUGGACGUCGGCGGCCCUGCUGCUCUUACCCGCCAAAACUUCCUCGAAAAGGACUCUUGGAUCCCCAAGCCCCAACUUGGCGAGAAGCGAGAGGCUAAGCGCAUCAGAGGAUGGGUGUUCCCCGAUGAGCCGCUUAGCAAGAGGGAGUGCGGCAAGGGUAAGAGGGGCAAGAGCAUUGGAUAGAUGCGGGGUUUAUGAGCUACUAAUGAGAAUAUGAGGAUAUGACUGGGACAUGAUGCCAUGUGGAAAUGAGCAUGACGUCAAAAAAUACAUAUAUAUAUUAGUUUGAUACCGCUGGUCGGUAUCGUAUUUCGCCUUUUACUUGUCUACUCUUUUUUCACGACAAGAAGCAUUGAGCGGCGUUUUUUUCUUCGUUUCUUCGUUUCUAACUCAGAUAUUUUCGUUUGAGUGGCAUUUUAUAGGGUUACAGCAUAGCAUUUACAGGGCGCGUGGGAUAUCCGGAUUUCCUUUUUUUCGUUAUAUAUUACAGACUAGUUUAUAAGUAAAAUUCAUUAUUACUAUUACUAUUGCUUCAGGGUUG